Xenopus laevis (African clawed frog) is the source of this 2039-nucleotide messenger RNA. RefSeq names its product family with sequence similarity 227 member B L homeolog (gene fam227b.L). The transcript has 18 exons. The coding region runs from base 317 to 1840 and encodes 507 amino acids. Lineage: Eukaryota; Metazoa; Chordata; Amphibia; Anura; Pipidae. The record is from RefSeq and is a predicted model, not a curated record.
GCCGUCGGCAUCCUCUCGCUGGUUUCUUUUCUGUUUACAGACUUUACGUUUGUCAGGGCACAAAUUAAGAAACAACAAUUUGUUCGUGGUGGUUUCCAGCAGCGUUCGCUGACAGCUCACUCUUCGUUCGAUAUUUGACCAAAACAAAAUAUAUGCUCAUCAAGCCAUUUCAUGAACACAUGAGCCCUGAGCAUAAGGCAACUUUCAUCCAGGAACUGCAAAUCUUCAAGAAGACUGGACUGGAGAAGACUGGUUGCUGUAGCAGGUUCACAGUUGCUGGUGCAUCAGCCUGGGUGUUGGUCCACCAGGACCUCCCAUGUUCAAAAUGCAGAGAAUACCAUCUACAUAUGAAGAAUUCCUGGAAUUACGGCAUUUGAAAGAAUGGCCAGAAAAUCCUAUAGAAUCACACAAAAGAGAAGACUUAUUGAAAACCCUAUAUACAUCAGAUGCUCUAAAUGAGGAUUUUCAUAAAAAUGUGCCUCUGGCUACCAACAUCUUUGAAGCUUUGGAGGCCAGGGUUGCUGUGCAAGGGUUCCUUUUAGAAAAAUAUGUCUGCAAAAUCUUGCUUAUUUCUGAUGAUGACCUGCACCCACUAGCUGAAACAUUUAUUACUGAAGCUAAUAUUCCAGAAGUUUUUGAAACAAAAACCAAAGAAGACAAAACACAGGUGCUGAAUGGUAUUGUUGAUAAAGAAAAGGAAAGAAAUUUUGAGAACUGUGUAUUAACUGUUUUCAAAAAUAAUGAAUGCGUCAAACUCCCAGGACACAUGGAUGCUGCCCAGAUCUUAAACCUUAUUACCAAAACACAAAAUAUAAAAGGUGACAACUUAAAAGUGAUGAAAACAUUUUUUCUCUCGAAAGCUUCAAUAGCUGUUCUUCAAGAUUCUUUCUGGUGGCUUUUUUGUCAACAGUUUAAGCCUAAUCGUGAAGACCAAAACCAUCUUUUUGACAGAAUUUCGGCCAGUUUCACUGAUCUUUUCUGGAGUGUUCCCCACAAUGUCAAAGAUUUUAUUUUCAAUAUGUAUCCAGACUGCCUCUCGCAAGCAAUAUUUGUAGCAUUCUAUGAAGCAUUUCCAGAAUCUAUUGUACUUUUUAAUGACAACUUUAAAAGUGAAAUAAUGGACUUGAUUUUCCAAUGGGUGUCUGGAGUAAAGCCUGUUCCUUGUUCUUGGGCAAAGUGGGAUCUAAGCUUGCUGGAGAAGACAGUUCAUCAUGUGGAUAAAAUACAUAAUACUUUUAGACAGAAAGAUGAAGCUCAUACAUCUCUCCAAAUUGAUGCAGAACGGCAAUUGGACUUUAAUUUGGAUGACCUGAUUCAAGCGGCAAGAGAGACCUGUCAUUCAUCAGUGCUGGAAGUUAAAGAUGUACCAACUACAGAGUCUCACUUAAUUGGUCCGGGACCAGAAUUUCAUCAUGUCCUGUUUAAACUUGGAGGUCACAGCCCACUAAUAUCCAACUACCUAAAGAUGCAUCAAUUCCCAGGUGGUAAAGAAAAAGGCCAAAAUCAUAAAGUGAAGCAUGCUGAAAUAUCUCAGUUACCGCCAGUUGGCCCAACCUAUCAGGAUAUUAUUAAGGAAACUCGAAAACUCAGGCAAAAUUUAAGGAAAGAUUAUGCCAUGUUGGAAACUAAAACUCAAAAUGAAAUUGCUGAAAUACAGAAACAAAAGCAGAGAGUUAAUUUCCACAUUAACAAGAUGAAAAGUGAAGUCUUGAAAGGUGUAAAAGUGGACAGAGGCCUUUUGUUGGAUAAAUUGCAAACAACCCCAUUUUCCAGUCUGAUGUUCAUGAAAGAUAAGUUGACAAUCCAAGAAAUCAUUGAUUCAGUCAAAGAUCAUGAAUAAAGCCAAUAUUUCUAGAUUUUUUUUCUUCUGUGUUAAUAUGUAAUGUUUAUUGAACUUUAAAACAAUAAAGUUAAUUAUAUAUUUUGUGCAUUUUUUUUUACAGUUAAGAAUAGAUUUCAGCCCCUUGCACAAGACAGCUCACAAAUUCAUGUUCCUGUACCAAUAAAAGUGACAGCACAUGGCGUGUUUUGUAGCUGCC